AUGGAAAUGUCACAUUUACAACCAUGCAUUCAAUUACAAAUUCCAAAGGAAGAAUUAGAAAGAGUUGUAGAUAAGGCUAAGGAUUGGGCUCUUAUACAUGGGAUUAGUAUGCGAUCUAAAGAGUCUUUUAAUAGAAAUCAAGUACAAGUACUCCCAUUUACUUUAUUACCAUCAAGUUUUCCUAGAAAGAAUUUUGAGAAAGUUAAAAGUAUUCAAGUACUGUUAAAUGAACUUAUACAUAAGGUGGCACAUGAUAAUGAUUUUCUUACAAAGAGUUUAAAAAGCACAAUUGAAGCAGAUUCAUUCACAGCAAGAUUAUUUAGUAUAUAUGAAACUGUAUAUAGAGAAGGAUAUACUCAAACUUUAAGUCUUGGUUUGCUGCGAUCAGAUUACAUGUUACAUGAGAACCAGAUUAAACAAGUCGAAUUAAAUACUAUUGCAAGUAGUUUUGGGGGAAUAGUUACAGUUACUUCUAAGUAUCACAAAUAUAUUUUAUCAGAUUUGGGACAUGCAGAUAAAAUAAAAAAUAUUCCAGAGAAUAAUCCAAUUAAUGGUCUUUCCAAAGGAUUAAUACAAGCAUGGAAAUUGUAUAAUAAUAAGAAGGCUGUAAUAUUAUUUGUUGUUGAAAAUAUUACUUAUAAUAUAUGCGACCAAAGAUUUCAUGAAUUUGAAAUUCAUAACAUUAAUCCUGAUGUCAAGGUAAUUAGAAGAAGUUUAAGGGAUUUGGUAUCUGAAGCAAAACUGGGACCAAAUAAAGAAUUAAUAGUUGGAGGUUUAGAAGCUUCUGUAGUUUACUUUCGUUCUGGUUAUGAAGUUGAAGCUUAUCCCACAGAACGGGAAUGGGAAGUUAGACUACUCAUAGAACGAUCUCGAGCAAUAAAAUGUCCAUCAAUACAUUAUCAUCUAGCUGGCACUAAAAAAGUGCAACAAUCUCUGGCUUAUCCUAAUGCACUCAGUAUAUUUUUAAAAGAUAAUAAGGCAAUAAAACAAUUACAAGAAGUAUUUGCUGGGCUUUAUUCUUUAGAAUUUAAUGAUGAGGCAGAAACAGUAAUUGAUAAGGCUAUAUUGGAGCCAAACAAAUAUGUAUUAAAGCCACAAAGAGAAGGAGGUGGAAACAAUGUUUAUAACGAAGAUAUAAAAUUGCACUUAGAAUCUAUGAGAAAUUCGGAGAAAAGGACUGCUUGGAUACUUAUGGAUCGUUUUUAUCCUCCUGUGCAAAAGAAUUACAUUGUACGUGCUCAUAAAGAGCCAUUUGAAAAUAACCAUUUACACUUUUCUGAUGUUGUAUCAGAACUUGGAAUUUAUGGUGUUGUUAUAGGAGACCAUGCAAGUAUUAUAUAUAAUGAAGAGGUUGGACAUAUUUUGAGAACAAAAUCAUCGAAUGAAAAUGAAGGUGGCAUAGCAGCUGGAAUUGGUGCCAUUGAUACUCCUUACCUCAUCAGUUAA
Messenger RNA from Habropoda laboriosa, 1446 nucleotides. RefSeq names its product glutathione synthetase-like. The coding region runs from base 1 to 1446 and encodes 481 amino acids. The transcript has 11 exons. Gene Ontology annotation, cellular component: cytosol. Gene Ontology annotation, molecular function: glutathione binding; ATP binding; glutathione synthase activity. Gene Ontology annotation, biological process: glutathione biosynthetic process. The record is from RefSeq and is a predicted model, not a curated record. Lineage: Eukaryota; Metazoa; Arthropoda; Insecta; Hymenoptera; Apidae.